Molecule: messenger RNA, 1431 nt
Organism: Fusarium pseudograminearum CS3096
Lineage: Eukaryota; Fungi; Ascomycota; Sordariomycetes; Hypocreales; Nectriaceae
Exons: 3
Coding region: 1-1431 (476 amino acids)
Molecular function (GO): glutamine synthetase activity
Source: RefSeq, a predicted model, not a curated record
AUGGCUUCCUCACAAACCGUCACCGUCGACAAUCUCGCCCAAGUCCUCGAGAAUGACAACAUGGUCAAACUCGCAGGCGUCGACGUCGACGGCAUCCUUCGCGGAAAGCUCGUCUCCAAGAAAAAAUUCCUGUCCAUCGCAGAAGCCGGCUUCGGUUUCUGCUCUGUCAUCUUUGGCUGGGACAUGCACGACCGCACAUAUGUCCGCGAGCUCAAGAUCUCAAAUGCCGAGAACGGUUACCAUGAUCUUCUAGCGAUACCAGACCUUUCUACCUUUAGGCGCAUUCCCUGGGAGGACAAUGUGCCUCUGUUUUUGGUGGAUUUCCUUGAUCCUGAUACGCAAAAGCCCAUUUGCGCUUGUCCCCGUGGAUUGGUCAAGACACAACUCGCCAAACUCAAGGAGCAUGGUUACGGUGCUAUGGCCGGUGCCGAAUAUGAAUUCUACCAAUUCAAGACCCCCGAUCCUUCAUCAUCCUCUCCCGCCGCCUACCUCCAAGACAACCCUCCUCACCAGCUCCCCGCUCUAACAGAAGGCAUGUUUGGCUACUCUCUCACCCGACCGGUGCACAACCAAGAUUACUACUACGACGUCUUCAAUACAUGCGCCAAGUUUUCUUGUAAUAUUGAGGGCUGGCACACCGAGUCCGGACCAGGUGUCUUCGAAGCCGCUCUCGAGUUUGGCGAGAUUGCUCAAAUGGCCGACCGCGCUGCGCUGUUCAAAUACGUCGUCAAGAGCGUCAGCACAAAGUACGGCAUCACACCCUGCUUCAUGGCGAAGCCCAAGCAGGGUCUUCCUGGAAACAGUGGACAUAUGCACGUUUCCAUCGUGGACAAGGAGGGCAAGAAUCUCUUUGCGCGCGAGACAAAGGAUGAGAACCCCAAGUGGAGAGACAUUGCCAAUCUUUCCGACAUGGGCCGACACUUCCUCGCUGGUAUUCUUGUCGGUCUCCCAGACAUCAUGCCCAUUCUCGCACCCACAAUCAACUCCUACAAGCGUCUGGUCGAGAACUUCUGGGCCCCCGUUACUGUCUCAUGGGGUCUCGAGCACCGCGCCGCCUCCAUCCGUCUUAUCUGUCCCAAGCCCUCAGCGACGCGAUUCGAAGUCCGCGUUCCCGGCGCAGACACAAACCCCCAUCUCGUCCUCUCCGCGAUCUUAGGUUGCGGCUGGCGCGGUGUAGAGAAGAAGCUAGAGAUUCCUACUCCCCCGCUCGCCAUGGGCCAGGACGUCGGUGGUGACGCUGACCAGGGCGAGAGAUUGGCCAAGAGUCUGAAGGAGGCUACAGCGCGGUUCAUGGCAAAGGAUAGUAUUGCGCGUGAGGUGUUUGGGGAUGAUUUCGUGGAGCACUUUGGUGGAACAAGAGAACAUGAAGUUCGUCUGUAUGACGAGGCAGUUACUGAUUGGGAAAUGAAGCGAUACAUUGAAACUGUUUGA